Polistes canadensis is the source of this 3645-nucleotide messenger RNA. It is a transcript of the gene dlg1, whose product is annotated as disks large homolog 4. The record is from RefSeq and is a predicted model, not a curated record. Gene Ontology annotation, biological process: chemical synaptic transmission. Lineage: Eukaryota; Metazoa; Arthropoda; Insecta; Hymenoptera; Vespidae. Gene Ontology annotation, molecular function: kinase binding. The coding region runs from base 79 to 3375 and encodes 1098 amino acids. Gene Ontology annotation, cellular component: neuromuscular junction; postsynaptic density membrane; neuron projection. The transcript has 22 exons.
AUCUUCUAACGUUUUUAUAUUAAAAAAGCGAGAAUAUUCCUCGCAAAUCGGUGAGUGAUCGGUCGGGAGAUCGGUGAUAUGUGUCGCGUUGGCUCGUUGAGCCUCGAUGUGCUUGAUUCAGCGAGCAUGAAGCAUCCAUCGAGGUCACCGGGACUCGAGGUUGCUAUGGCACUCUUCGGCAUGGUCUGGCUGCUACGAGUUCGUUCGGAGAUGCGUCGUUGCUCGAAGUGCCGACACGAGGAGAUGCUUGCUAGCCAGCAACAACAUCAACAACAGCAGCAGCAGCAACAGCAGCAUCAACUUCAGCAACAUUCGCAGCACCAACACCAACAACAGCAACAACAACAGCAGCAACAACAACAACAACAACAACAACAACAGCAGCAGCUGCAGCAACAACGUCAUCAGCAACGUACGUUGUCGCAGGCAACAGGUCUUAUUCAUACACCCGAUGAUGUUCUCACAUCUUCAGCCAACACCCUUUACACUUUGGACACUCCAGGUGCUGCUGGACCAGCUGGCAGUUAUUGCGAGGUUCACGGAUACGUCCAGGCUAAAGAAGAUAUUCAAGAGUUUUAUGAGCUGACGUUACUAGACGAAUCGAAAUCGGUCCAGCAGAAAACGGCGGAGACGAACCGCAUCGCUGCCAAAUGGGAAGCAAGCGAUGGACCAAUCACGCCGACCUUCGGUCAGAAUGACGAUGGUCCUGCAUCAGCCUGCCCGUUGACCCAGACUCUGUUGAACAUUUACGGCCGCAGGUCGAGCAGACCUGACGUUCCAGGUCCCAUUGAUGAGAAUCAGAAGACACGAUACAACACUGGGGGUGUGGAGGAACAAUUACCACCACCACCGUCACCGCCACAGGUGAAGGAAACAACCCAAUUGGAUGGAGUUCCGAGACCAAAUUCAAUUGAACGUAUUAUUCAUCCUGAUUCCACUACUCAACACAUCCUUACGAGCCAUGAAACGUUGAACAAGAGCCACGACAGUUGGCAAGGACACGACGGCGAUCAGGCACACACACCUCUGCUCGCGGCGGACACGAGACACGUAAACGGCGACGAUGAUUGGGAGUACGAGGAGAUCGUGUUGGAAAGAGGUGGGGCCGGUUUGGGUUUUAGUAUCGCCGGAGGUACCGACAAUCCUCACUUUGGUAACGACACAGCGAUUUACAUCACCAAACUCAUACCAGGAGGUGCAGCAUCCGCGGAUGGACGUUUACGUGUUAACGAUACGAUCCUUCAGGUGAAUGAUGUCUCCGUCGUCGACGUACCCCAUGCGGCCGCCGUAGAUGCCCUCAAACGUGCCGGCAAUACCGUCAAAUUGUACGUUCGCCGGCGGAGACACACGCAGCUGAUGGAAAUCGAAUUGAUCAAAGGAAAUAAAGGUCUCGGCUUCAGUAUCGCUGGCGGUAUUGGCAAUCAGCAUAUACCUGGUGACAAUGGAAUAUACGUUACAAAAAUUAUGGAAGGUGGAGCUGCACAAGUGGAUGGUCGUCUAGUUGUUGGGGACAAAUUGGUAGCUGUCAGAAAUGCCAUGCAGGGCGACAAGAAUCUUGAGAACGUGACGCACGAGGAAGCUGUGGCUACUUUGAAGGCAACCCAGGACCGUGUUGUUCUUUUGGUGGCUAAACCUGAAGGCACCAUACCUCCACCACCACCAGCUUCAGAUCGUUCAGUUUCACCACAACCACGUAAACAAAAUGGAGCAGUGUCGGCGUUGGAGAAUAAUUCUACGCUACCGUAUUCCCAAGAAUCUCGUCAUGCGUCGUCUCUCGCGCUUCACGGCGUCGCGACGCCUCGUGCCGUUUCACAGGAAGACGUAUCUCGAGAAGUUCGUACGGUCGUUUUGAACAAAGGCUCCUCGGGUCUGGGAUUUAACAUCGUAGGUGGCGAAGAUGGCGAGGGUAUUUUUAUUUCAUUCAUCUUAGCCGGUGGACCAGCCGAUUUGAGCGGUGAACUUCGUCGUGGCGAUCAAAUUCUCAGUGUCAAUGGCAUCAACCUACGAACGGCCACCCACGAGGAGGCUGCCGCGGCCCUUAAGGGCACCGGUCAAACAGUGACAAUCGUUGUACAGUACAAGCCAGAAGAUUAUAAUAGAUUCGAGGCUAAGAUCCAUGAUCUCAAACAACAAAUUUCUCAACAGAAUAUGAUGACAGGUACCCUCAUGAGGACCUCGCAGAAAAAAUCACUUUACGUAAGAGCCCUAUUCGAUUACGACCCUAAUAAGGACGACGGAUUGCCGAGUCGUGGAUUGGCAUUCCGUUAUGGAGAGAUCCUUCACGUGACGAACGCAAGCGACGACGAAUGGUGGCAGGCACGAAGAGUAACUCCUCAGAAUGAAGAAGAAGGGCUUGGUAUAAUUCCAUCGCGUAGGCGAUGGGAACGUAAGCAACGUGCCAGGGAUCGUUCGGUCAAGUUUCAGGGUCACAUGCCGGUCAUUCUUGACAAGCAAUCGACGUUGGAUAGGAAAAAGAAGAAUUUCUCGUUUAGCAGGAAGUUUCCCUUCAUGAAGAGCAAGGACGACAAGUCCGAGGAUGGUUCGGAUCAAGAACGGUCGCCCACAACACCUGAGAAUGAAACCGAUCCUACUCCAUUCAUGCUGUGCUACACCCAGGACGACACUAACACUGAAGGGAGUAAAGAAAUUUUGUAUCGCGUUGAACUGCCCUAUAUGGAAGAACUGACAUUAGUUUAUCUGGAAAAGGAGUACGUUGAUGAUGAAAAUUGUGACGAGCUUUGCAGCGAAGAGAACGUACUCUCGUACGAGCCAGUCCAACAACUCACCAUUCAGUAUACACGUCCGGUCAUCAUUUUGGGAGCUCUUAAGGAUACUAUCAACGAUGACCUCAUAAAUGAAUUUCCUGAUAAAUUUGGCAGCUGCGUACCUCACACGACGAGGAGUAGAAGAGAAAAUGAGGUGGACGGACGUGAUUAUCACUUCAUUGCAUCCAGAGAACAAAUGGAAAGAGAUAUUCAAAAUCACUUAUUUAUAGAAGCAGGACAAUACAAUGACAAUCUUUAUGGAACGUCUGUUGCAUCUGUUCGAGAGGUUGCCGAGAAGAGAAAGCACUGUAUUCUUGAUGUCAGCGGAAAUGCUAUCAAGAGGUUACAAGUAGCACAACUUUAUCCUAUUGCCAUAUUCAUAAAGCCGAAGUCAGUCGAGUCCGUAAAGGAAAUGAAUAAAAGAACGACCGACGAACAAGCUAAGAAGACUUACGAACGUGCUCUUAAAAUGGAGCAGGAGUUUGGGGAAUACUUUACUGCCGUCGUCCAAGGAGACACACCAGAAGAGAUCUACGUAAAAGUAAAAGAAGUAAUCUCCGAACAAAACGGACCCAACAUUUGGGUGCCUUGUAGGGAUCAGCAACUGUGACGUCCUGCCCCCCACGCCCUCCCUGGCCCCAAUGCUUGGACCCUACCUCCAAGGCGUCAAGCUUAAUUCAUCUUGAUCAAAUAAUUAAGUAACACUUUAACGCCUUCCCCCCUGACCCCUGAACCACGCCCCCGCCCCCGCCCCCCAUCUUCACGAUAUCCACCCACCUAAGUAGCACAAUGUCGUCGUAGCUCUAACGGAGAAAAGAAAAGAAUCCGAGAAUAGUGCGUAUAAUAAAUGUGAAUAAAAAAAUGCUGAACCGUAUUGAGA